This is a messenger RNA of Hippoglossus stenolepis (Pacific halibut), 3785 nucleotides long. It is a transcript of the gene cdca2, whose product is annotated as cell division cycle associated 2. The record is from RefSeq and is a predicted model, not a curated record. Bases 403 to 3111 code for a protein of 902 amino acids. Gene Ontology annotation, biological process: regulation of mitotic nuclear division; regulation of chromosome segregation. Lineage: Eukaryota; Metazoa; Chordata; Actinopteri; Pleuronectiformes; Pleuronectidae. The transcript is spliced from 15 exons. Gene Ontology annotation, cellular component: nucleus; chromosome.
UUCCGGUCCUUCUCGGAGCCCGAACAUAAGCGGAAGUUAGUUCCGCUGAGCGAUAAACUUUCACAGUCAUUGUCGACGUUUUUAAUAACGAGAUUAUUUUUCAUUCAUUCUUCACAUUUAAAAAAAAAACAUUUUAUUGCCCGUAGAGUGUUUUUAAGUUGAAUAAGUGUGCACUAGAUAGGCAGAGUUCUUCGCGGAAGGAUCCGCACUCCGCCGGGCUCUCGCGUGGAGCGAGAUUUGAAUUGCUCUCUGCUGCUCCUUUUUUAAUCGUGUUUUAUUUUCAGGAGUAUGUAAGACAUUAAUGGCCUUUUUAUGAAACAAUAGUGUUUUUUAUAGUAAUUAGCAGCAGACCCCUCUAUCGUUUUUUUAGGAUUUUCAAGCUGCUCUUGAAUCCUAAGAUCUAUGCAAACUGUGCAGAUGGAAAGCACAGAGAUGAACCCUGCUGGCCCAGAAGGAUCUCAGAAGGACGAGAUGUUGCCCCCCUCAGAAGAGAACACCCCUCCUGUUUUAACAGACACCUCAGCCCCCCUGAAUUUCUCCGUGGUCACCCCCCGUCGGUUGGGCAUCUCUGUCCAGAGCUUCACCCCAGCGGCCUCAUCGAACCACAAAGAUAAGUCUCGUCUAUCACAAUUAAAGGCAAGGCGGCGAUCCGGCAUCGGUGUCCGUGGUUCACCAGAGACAAACUCCCUCAUCCGCUUCAUGGCACAACAGAGAUUGAAGACUCCAACAAACUACCAAACUCCAGAGCCUGUCAGUCAUAGCCCCCUUCUUCCCCGGGUGGCGUCCACUCUGAGGCAAAAGAUGGCCUCCUUCCAGAGCCUGAUGGAUGUGGAGGAGCGUGAGGUCUGUGAUCCGAUGCCAAGACAGGACGGCAACACUGGAGGAUGCAUCAAGACAAGAGAUUAUCUGUCUGAUGGAAACGGCAAGGAGAACCACCCACCACUGAUGAUGCCCUCAGCCAAGAAGAGGAGGUGCCUGGCCCCCCUUGAAAGCUGCGAAGUGGAGAUAAGAGAGGCCAGCGCUCCUGUCCCCCAGUUCAAGUUGAAGGAGCAGGAGGAGGAUGAAGAAACGGUGACAUGGGUUUUGAAACGAGGACCUUCAACAUCCAGUGAGACUGUGAAAGAGGUCCAGCCUGAGCUUAUUUCCCCUCCUCUACCACCAGCCACCUGUUCCACUACUAACAUCCAACAGGAUGGUUUCUUUGAACUCCAAAGCCUCAGCCGACCACUGGUGGCUGUCUCCCCUUUCCACUUCCCCUCUCUCCCUGGUCUGCUGGAGAUGAAACCCACAGGAGACGACGACUCCACUGGGACGUCUGCUGUUAAGAAGAAAAAGAGGGUGCGCUUUGGAGUUCCGCUCUCUCCUGAGUUCUUUGAUAAGCACCUUCCCCCCAGCACCCCGUUACUGAAGGGUGGCACGCCACUCCGAGCACCCACACCAGGUGGGGCUUUACAGCUGCGCUCACUGCUGAAGACCCCGCAGAAGAGUGAACCGCAGACGCCACAAGCUCCGUCAGACUUCUGCAGCACCACUGACUUUGGUGCCUCCCCUACACUCACAAUGCCUCGCAACUUCAAAAGGCAGUCUGUGGAAGAAGACAGUGAGGAGGAUGGAAAGAUUGUUUUCCCUUCAAUGGAGGAGAUUGACUCUGCAGUGACAAGUGAUACAGGAUAUCUGUGGGACUCCCAGCCACUGAACUUAAACUCUGCUUUCUAUGAGGAGUCUCUGUCUCAGAUAGUGACAGAGUCUGAGACUAAACCCAGCUCAACCUCUCAGAUGCUCGUCCUGGAUGAGCCGGCAUCCUCACCAGAGAAGAAGAAACCUGCAACUCCAGCUCCGGGCAGAUCUAAGAGGCGGAGGAAAAAGCAGUGUGAUGCAGAGUUUGAAUCUACAAGUGAGGCUCCAGCUCGCUCCGGCAGUCGAAAGAGAAAGCAACCAGAGGAGAGCGAACCUGUGAAGAGGUCGACACGCUCUGCUGCCAAGACGGCCUCUGGGAAGAUGAAGACAACCUCCGCAGCAGCGCGUCGUUGGAACAGGGACGUGGACCGCUCCCUGUACGGCUCUCGGGAAUACGCCUCUAAGAACCCCAACCUGAGUCCCAUCACUGAGAGACUGUCUUUCAUCAGUCAGUCUCUAGCUGCACAGCAGGCUCCCUCUGCAAGCUGCACAAAACACGCAGCUCCAACCCCAGAGACCCCCUUGAACUUAGACACUGCUCACAGCAUGGAAGCGACAGGUGAGCUCACUGUGACACACGACUGGGGAAAUCCAUCAGAAGACUCCGGCAAAUCUCCCAACCCCAGUAAAGAAAGCUGUGUGAGGGAAGGCAGGAGGCUGGUGGGACAGAAGUCCAGAGGGAGAGGAACGAAGCAAAGGAAGGUCAGUGUUGCUGACUGCAACUUGCUCUGUGAGGAGACUGGAGGGCUGACAGAGGAGCACUGUGAAGACCAAACUACUUCAAACCCUGAGGCAUCAAGGGAAACCCCAUUGUGCCACACUGCACCUUAUCAGAGAGAGGAGGACAUAGGACUUGAAGCCAAGACUCCUGCAGAUAUACCCAGCACUAACUCAGAAGGGAAGUCAGAGUGUCCUGCCAGUCUUAAUGCUCUCCUACCUUCAGAUGAAGAACUGAACGACUUGAGUGCGCCAGCAGAGUUCUCAAAACGAAAAGCCGAGGGCAGGAGCAGCUCUGUAAACAGUUCAGUUGACCAGGAGCAGGGGGACCAGGUACAGGAGCACCAAACGAGCCAUGAAGUGGAGGAUAACCAACGGGGAGACCAAGCAGAGAACCUGCAUGAAAACUGCAGGUCGAGCUCUGACAGUCAGGAAGAGGAGCGACCUUUAAAUUUAGACCUGGCUCCCUGGCAGGCUGACUUUAAUUUUGAAGAUGUAUUUAAAUCUGUCGCCACUAGAGGGCAGCGCUCUGUACGCCGUAGCUUGAGGAACCAGAGCAAUGUGGCCCAGAGCAACGGGGCAGGUCUCGCCUGGAUGCCUCGGACCUCCCCGGACUCGAGUAAAGAGGCCCGAAGGAGAACGCGGGGCCGCCGGCUCAGCACUGCUCUCCCUGCCCAACCUUCAGUCUCUGAGGGGACACAGGACAACUCUUCAUAAGACUUCAAAUAGACAACAACAUAUUUGAUGUGUUCAUUCCACUGUGGUACAAACCUCACCUCCCUGUUUUCUUGAAAUUAAAUGCAGCGAUUUUUCCAAAGAGCAACCUGAUUUUUUUAUAUUGUCUAAAACCUGUAAUGUUUAUUCUCUGUGUGAAUUAUUAGAGCUGACCAGUAAUUUGUAACCAGAUUCCUGCUGGUAACCAAGCCGGUCAAUACACAGAGCUCAGUCAUGUCUACUGACCACCUCCCAAUCAAUAACUACCCGCUCCUCAGCUGGUAAUCAAAGUGCAUCUUCAGUCUCCCUCUCCAAAGUCACUGGAUCAAGCACGUCCAAGUCGAUACCUAUUCGUUGAGGAUAGAUGAAGAUGGCUUUUUACGGGAGGAGGGGGUGGAUGGAAUUCAAUCUAUAGAUGGAUAGAAUGAAAGAAAUAGGAUAGGAGGCAGUGAAUGGGCCUUACACACAGAAAUCAAAGCAAUAGGCUCUGGUAAUUCUGUGUUUGUGGCUGCUGCAAUGUUUUUAUUCCUGUGAAAUGUCCAUAAGACGUCCCUGUUUCGCCCUGUUGUUUUCACGCUGUUGGUCGGUUUGUAGACUGACGAUGAUUUCCAGUCAAGUUGAAUUUGUCUUGUACAUUGCAUCAAAUUAAACAUGACUUGGUGUUUCUCCUCAAAGUG